CCCGCGCAUGCGCCUCCCCCUCCCGCCCGAGCGCGUCUACUCGCUGUGGUGCCUCAGCUUCGCGCUCCCGCCGACCUCCGGUUCCUGACGUGCGGAGGACGCUCGCGAGCCGCAGCACCCGGGAGGAGGGGCUCAGCGGAGAGGCGCGGGCCGGGCGACAAAGGAUGCCACGGAGAAAAAAAAGGUUAAAGAAGCCUCUGAAGUUCAGAACCUGGAGAAGAAAGAUGCAGAAACUUCCAAUUCUGUCAAUGUGAAGAAGAAGCGUAGACUUGAGGAUGCAUUCAUUGUGAUAUCUGAUAGUGAUGGAGAGGAACCGAAGGAGGAGAAUGGAUUGCAGAAAACGAAGACAAAAGUGUCGAAUAGAGCAAAGUGUUUGGCUAAAAGAAAAAUUGCACAAAUGACAGAAGAAGAACAGUUUGCUCUGGCUCUCAAAAUGAGCGAGCAGGAAGCUAGGGAGGUGAACAGCCAGGAGGAGGAAGAAGAGGAGCUCUUGAGGAAAGCCAUUGCAGAAAGCCUGAAUAGUUGCCAGCCUUCUGAUGCUUCUGCUACCAGAUCUCGACCUCUGGCCACUGGACCAUCUUCACAGUCCCAUCAGGAGAAAACCACAGACUCUGGGAUCACUGAAGGCAUAUGGCAGCUGGUACCUCCACCACUGUUUAAAGGCUCACAUAUCAGUCAGGGAAACGAGUCUGAGGAAAGAAAGGAGCCUUGGGACCACACUGAAAACACUGAAGAGGAGCCGGUCUCUGGCAGCUCAGGAAGCUGGGACCAGUCAAGCCAGCCAGUGUUUGAGAAUGAGAACGUUAAAUGUUUUGACAGAUGUACUGGCCGCUUGGCUGAGCACACACAGUGUGGGAAGCCACAGAAUGAAUGUGGCCAAGGAGAUCAGGCUAGUGAAAAAAAUGAAGGCACCUCAGAAGAAAUGGGAGAUGAAGACAAAGAGGAGAGGCAGGAAUCUAGGGCAUCUGUCUGGCACUCAAAAACCAAGGAUUUCCAAGAAAGCCCAGUUAAAAGCUUGAAAGAGAAACUUUUGUUGGAGGAAGAACCAACAACCAGUCAUGGUCAGUCUUCCCAAGGGCUAUUUGUUGAAACUUCUGAAGAAGGAAACCCUGCACCUGCCUCACAAAGCUUUCCUACUUUGACCUGUAAAAGAAGCUUGGUCCUUAGGCCAGAGAGUUCUGCAGAGGAAAUCAUUGUGUGUCCUGAAACACAGCUAUGUUCCCCUGAAACUUUUGACCUUGAAAAAGAAGACUUUCCAGGCAGCAGAGAGACCCCAGGUGAAGUAAGAAUAAUGGCAGAUAAGGAGGGUCUUCAGGUUGAUUACAAGGAAGAUGCUGAGAAGGAGGUACCUACUUCUGCCUUCUCAUCCAGUACCCGCAUAGCCUGCCCACUUUGUGACCAAGGCUUCCCACCCACAAAGAUCGAGCGACAUGCCAUGUACUGCAACGGGCUGAUGGGUCAAGAUACAGUGUUGACUCGGAGACAAAAAGAGGCCAAGAGCAAGAGCAAGAGCGGCAGUGGGACAGCUGCCCAGACUUCCCUAGACAUUGACAAGCAUGAGAAGUGUUAUCUCUGUAAAUCCCUAGUCCCGUUCAGAGAGUACCAGUGUCAUGUAGAGUCCUGUCUCCAGCUUGCAAGACGUGAUCAAGAAGAUGAACCUGAAGAGAGUAGGAGAGUAUGCUCAGCUGUGCGAGGGAAGCGUCCACAGUGGCUGCGGAACCCAAAGGAAAAAGGUCACAGUGAAGGCCGACUCCUCAGUCUCUUGGAACAGUCUGAGUACAAGGCUGCAGAUGCAGAGAUAAAGACCAAGUUUUCAGAAACAGGAGCCUUCGGGGUGCCUUCACCAGGGGUAGAAGAGGCAGGCUGCAGCAAAGAAAUGCAGAGUUCCCUUGCACAUCUUGACUUAAAUGAGUCUCCCAUCAAGUCUUUUGUUUCUAUUUCAGAAGCCACAGAUUGCUUAGUGGACUUCAAGAAGCAACUUACUGUCCGGCCAGGUAGUCGGACACGGACCAAAGCCGGUAGAGGAAGAAGGAGGAAAUCCUAAAUUUCUAGGGUCUGAAGGUUGACAAAACCAUUAGCAAUAGGGGUGGGCCAAGUUCAUUAAGCCUUAGUGGCCUCCAGUUCAUUGUCGAGCAAGUUUUGACCCUGCAGUUUUUACCACCAGCACAGACUCAGCAUUCUGGUUUUUAUGUUUUCUAUGAGCUAUACAGACAACUGUGUAUAGUAUUCUGUUUUAUUAUAACAGUCUGUUCGAAUUAACUUAUAGUUAAAAGAAAAUUUAAAUAUAUUUAUCUAUGUUUGUAUGAAAUCUUAUUUCAGUAAGAUGGAGAUGCUGCUUUUUUUUCUCUGUGUUGUGGGGCUUGAGGGAGGGAUAUUUUAAUUUUGGAGCUAGUUCUCAGACUCAGACUCUCAGACUCAUAAAUUACAUGUUUCGGAAUGAA
Messenger RNA from Vicugna pacos (alpaca), 2441 nucleotides. The record is from RefSeq and is a predicted model, not a curated record. NCBI's taxonomy places the organism in Eukaryota, Metazoa, Chordata, Mammalia, Artiodactyla, Camelidae.